Messenger RNA from Eruca vesicaria subsp. sativa (arugula), 1101 nucleotides. The record is from the annotation of a GenBank genome assembly. NCBI's taxonomy places the organism in Eukaryota, Viridiplantae, Streptophyta, Magnoliopsida, Brassicales, Brassicaceae.
UUUUUUUCCUCCGUCGUCUCCUCUCGAUUGCGUAAACCCUAAUUUCCCCAAACUCGCAGACAAAAACCAUGACCCUCCCGUCAUCAACGGCGACGUCAACUUCGGACUCAACGCCAACCAUUUCCUCCGAGACGUGCAACACUCCCGGCUGCCAAGCCUCCUGGAUCAUACACUCAGCUCGCCUCCGCGGCAUCCUCCGCUUCUACUGCACGAACUGCCUCCUCCGCAACCACCCGGCGUCGUUUUGCCCCACCUGCUUCGCCUUCUACGACUCCUCCCCUCCCCACCAGUCUCGCCGCGUCUCCUGCUCCAAAUGCAACUCCGUCACGCACAUCCACUGCGCCGGGGACGCCAAGUCCCCUCCUUACCUCUGUCCCCCGUGCCGUGACCCCGACGGCUUCUCCUUCUUCCGCCCCGUCGUCGACGAGAACGGCGUUCGGUGUAUGGAUAAGGCCCUCUCGGAGGUUUUCUUGUGCGCGGCGAAGAUCGCUGCUUCGUCGAUGAACAAGGCGGUUAGUUUUUACAGAGGGGAAGCUGAGAGGAAAGGGAGAGAGGCUGCCGUGGCGAAGAAGAGGGCGAGGGAGGCUCUUGAGGAUGUGGUUAAGCUCGAGGAGAAGGCGAAGGCGGUUGUGGUUUCGAAGGCGGGUGUUGAUCAGAAACCGAAACAGAGUGUUGUUGCUUCGAAUGGGGGUUUGAAGCAGAGUGAGGGGUCUGCGACUACGCAAGUUAAGAAACAGAGUCCGUCAUCAUCAGCGCAAGUUAAGCAAGAAAAGUGAUUCUUUUUUUUUGUUUUCUUGGUGGAAAAAAAGGUUCAAGCUUUGGGUAUAUUGUGAUUGGAGUUUAGUGUAGAUUUGUGUAAGUGAUGUCCUUUGUUUUUCAGUUUCCUUUUGUUUGGGGUUGUUUGUUAUGUGUAGGAGUCUUUGGAACUGUGUGGAGUGUUAGGUUUCUAAUACUAAUUGUUUCUUCUUAUAUGUAUCUUUGUCACAUUAGAGGUUUGUGUUUGAGGCUUUGAGGCUUUCAUUGGUGUCUCUAGGAGCUUGCUUCUGUAGUAGUUUGAACAACUCCCAAACAGCCAAACUCUUCACUAGUUUUAAGACUAAG